CUCUCCAUUUAUUGCUGACUUUCUUAGUGACCGAUCGUGAUAUAUAGCAAUAGAAUGUUACACACUGUGCUGCUACAAAUUAUUGUUACCUUACAGAGUUUGUCUUUACACCUGGCUGUGGAGUCUUUAAGCGGUAGCAACAUUUCAUGCAGAAACGAGAAGAAUGAACCCGUUGACUGGUUCGUUAUCUACAAAUUGCCCAAAUACACGUUGGAUGCUGAUGGCAGUGGGCUUCACUACAUGUACGUGGAUGGUUCCAUGAAGACGUGGCAGCUGAGUCCAUGCACUAUCAACUCCAGCUGUGGAGCUGCAGGGCAUACCCUCGGCCAGCUGUACCAGGGCACAGGGUACAAGUCCAACAGUUCAGCUUAUUUAUUCUACAAUGACGCCCCUCCAGAAUUGCCCUAUGAUAUGGAUCAUGGUCACACUAAAGGGGUCUUGAUGUUUGAUAAAUACCAGGGCUUCUGGUUAUCUCACUCCAUUCCCCAUUUCCCCCCCUUCCCCGAGCGAGGCUUUGACUACCCAUCCACUGGCACUUUCUACGGCCAGUAUCUUUUCUGCGUCAGCUACAGUUAUGAACAAUUUCAUCCUAUAUCCGAGCAGCUGAUGUACAGUAACCCACGUGUCUACAACUGCUCCCUGCCACCCCCGCUGCAGGCGGACCUGCCUUGCCUGGCCCAGCUCUGCUCCGGAGUCACUCCGCACCUGCCCCGCGACAGGAGCGUCAAGAAAUUGGUCUCGGCCAAGGGGGAGACACUGCUCAGUUUUGUCAAGACCCACCAAUUUGUUGAUGACAUCUACACGUCUUGGGUGGCCCAGCUGCUCAACACGGACCUCCUGGUGGAGAGCUGGCAGAGACAGGGCCACGAGCUCUUCUCCAACUGCUCUCUGGCCAGGCACGUGCUCAACAUCAGUGGCGUCCGCCUGCCGGGCCCCUUCUACUUCCACUCCCGCAACGACCACUCCAAGUGGUGCGUCUCCCUCAGGCCCCAGGACCACUGGGUGUGCCUGGGCGACCUGAACAGGGAGAGGGGGCAGGCUUGGAGGGACGGAGGGCUCAUCUGCACCCAGAACUCCCUCCUUUACAGUGUCUUCCGCCAGGCCGUCCACUCCUUCUAUCCAUGUUGAUGGAGGCAUCGUUUGGUCACCGUUAUGACUGUUGUGACCGUUGUGCCGGAAAUGUGUGAGAGUUAUUCAUGCGGUUAUUCUGAGGACUUUACAUACAUGACAACAACACCUCUUAACUCUUCAAUGUCUUUAGUGAACUCAAAAAUCUAAAUUCUUCAUGAUAGAAACCAUAGUCCAAGUGUAAUAAUGCUUAUCCUUUUAUUCAGAAAAACUGGUUUUAUUAAUUCAUGUGGUGAUGAUAAACUGAUCAAUCUUCUGAAUGCCCUGACACACAUGAGGAUGCACCACAACCACAACAGGGUAUGACUGGUAUAAUAGAACCACAACAUCAGCCCACAAUAUCAAUAAAAGAAAACAAUACGCUUCCAGUCUUUUUUUAAGGGCAUCAUUCAUAGUCCUGUCAUAACAUUGGUGCGCACAUUUUCAUAUCAUUUCAAGCCAUUUAAUAUGUGAUGGAAUAAACUGUGCCCAGAGAUAAGCUUGUUAUCAUUUGUUUGCCAAAUAAACA
Engraulis encrasicolus (European anchovy) is the source of this 1636-nucleotide messenger RNA. It is a transcript of the gene dnase2b, whose product is annotated as deoxyribonuclease II beta. Gene Ontology annotation, biological process: apoptotic DNA fragmentation. The coding region runs from base 55 to 1128 and encodes 357 amino acids. Gene Ontology annotation, molecular function: deoxyribonuclease II activity. NCBI's taxonomy places the organism in Eukaryota, Metazoa, Chordata, Actinopteri, Clupeiformes, Engraulidae. The record is from RefSeq and is a predicted model, not a curated record. The transcript has 6 exons.